AUGCAGUUCCAGAUUCCGAUGUGUCAGGUAGGGGCCUCCGGCGCCGCGCUGUCCCCGAGCCCUGCCGAGGGCGUGCGGGUGCGGGUGCCAGGCAGCGGGUGGCGCAGCGGCUUUCCGAAAGGAGCAGGGCUGGGCCGAGCUGGGACAGGCGCAAUCCUUCCCCCCGCGGGGAAACCGAGGCCGGGGCCUCCGGGCUUGCCCGCCGGCUGGGCCCCGCGGGGGCACCACCCCCGCCUGCACCGGGCGCGCCGGGGCACCGGUGGUCCCUCUCCUCUCCAGCCCCCCUCCCGCCGACCCGCCAGCAUCAUCAGCUGGUUCGUCCGGUCCUUCAAGUACAUCUACGGCCUUCGCUUUGAGGUAAAGGGCCGCCGGAAGCUGGAAGUGGACCACCCCUGUGUCAUCAUCUCCAACCACCAGAGCAUCCUGGACAUGAUGGGCCUCAUGGAAAUUCUCCCCCAGCGCUGUGUGCAGAUCGCCAAGCGGGAGCUACUCUUUAUGGGGCCCGUGGGCCUCAUCAUGUACCUAGGGGGUGUCAUCUUCAUCAAUCGGCAGCGUUCCAGGACCGCCAUGACUGUGAUGGCUGACGUGGGCGAGCGCAUGGUUAGCGAGAAUCUCAAAGUGUGGAUAUACCCCGAGGGCACGCGAAAUGACAAUGGGGACCUGCUGCCUUUCAAGAAAGGUGCCUUCUACCUGGCAAUCCAGGCCCAGGUGCCGGUCAUCCCCGUGGUGUACUCCAGUUUCUCUUCCUACUACAACCCCAAGACGAAGCGCUUCACCUCAGGAACCAUCAAGGUCGAGGUGCUGGAUGCCAUCCCCACCAGUGGCCUCACCGUCGCUGAUGUCCCCAAGCUCAUGGACAGCUGCCACCAAGCCAUGAGGACCACCUUCUUACGCAUGUCCAAGACGCCCCAGGAGAACGGGGCCACUGCUGGGCCUAGUGCCCACCCAGCCCAGUAGCCAAGGCCUGGGGUGGGGUAGGACUUGGGGGUGGGGUAGGACUUGGGGGCAGGAUCUGGCUAGAGAAUGGACACAGGGACCCCGCCCCACCUGGCUGCCAAAUAUCAGUGUCCCACUCCUCCAGAGCCCGGCUUUCCUUCAGGCCACUGAAGCAGGGGACCCCUUCUGUCACUGGCCUCAGAUCCAGGCCCCUGAUGUCCCCGCAGAGGAGUCAGCCCAGAGCCUCCCCAAGCUCUGAGGGCAGAGCCUCGCCCACCCUGUGCCUCCAGGAGCCACGUGUAGGCGCUGGCCUGGGGCCCGGACAAGUGGCCAGAGCUGAGGCCCUCCGCCCUCCUGCCGGGCUCCCAGUCAUGGGCCUGUAUCAGGUCUCAGGGAGAGGUGGUCUGCACCCUGGGGCGGGGACUGCACCCUGGCCGGCCCUGGGGAGCGGGUGCUGAAUCGGUACUGCACUUGCUUAUUUUUUAUAAACGAACUCUUGGAAGUGC
Molecule: messenger RNA, 1442 nt
Organism: Hipposideros armiger (great roundleaf bat)
Lineage: Eukaryota; Metazoa; Chordata; Mammalia; Chiroptera; Hipposideridae
Gene: AGPAT2
Product: 1-acylglycerol-3-phosphate O-acyltransferase 2
Exons: 8
Coding region: 1-957 (318 amino acids)
Biological process (GO): phosphatidic acid biosynthetic process
Cellular component (GO): endoplasmic reticulum; membrane
Molecular function (GO): 1-acylglycerol-3-phosphate O-acyltransferase activity
Source: RefSeq, a predicted model, not a curated record